This is a messenger RNA of Sclerotinia borealis F-4128, 435 nucleotides long. NCBI's taxonomy places the organism in Eukaryota, Fungi, Ascomycota, Leotiomycetes, Helotiales, Sclerotiniaceae. The record is from the annotation of a GenBank genome assembly.
AUGAUCUUCUCACAUUCCAAUCACUCCAUUAUCCUUCAUAUCCUCAUCUUCACAUUCAUCGCUUUCGCUCAAGGAUCGGCCGCAGAUGUAAAGACAAAGGUCAAAACCAAGACUAAGUCCGAUGAAUACACAACCGUCCCCACAUAUCCCACGCCUGCCGAUUCUGCUGCAAACCCGACUGCCACCAGUGCCAAAUAUACCGUCACCAUUACUUCCGGAGCUAGCAUAUCCACACCUGUUUUUGAUGGUUGUUGUUUCCUCGAUCCUCCUCAAAAUGGAUGCGGUCGGGACACAAGUCAAUGCAAGGGAGCGUGGAUUGUGAAGAGGAAGGGCUCUGCGCAGAGUGCUGCGCAACGAAGUGCGAUGAGCAUUUUUUGGUUGGGUAUUAUGUGUGGGGCGGGUCUUUUUGGUGGUAUGGCUCUGAUGCUUUUAUGA